AUGGGGAAGACACUGUCCCACAUGUCCAAACAAACCUGUCAUGAUGAGUGCCAUUCCACCCUGGUGUCUGCCACUGAUUGCAAUGACAUGCCAAGUGAGGAUGUAAAAAGCAGUGGUGAUGUCUCUCAGUUCCCAUAUGUGGAAUUUACUGGCAGGGACAGUGUUACCUGCCCAACCUGCCAAGGCACUGGAAGGAUUCCAAGAGGUCAAGAGAAUCAGCUGGUGGCUUUGAUUCCUUACAGUGAUCAGAGACUGAGACCCAGGAGAACAAAGUUGUAUGUGACAGCCUCAGUCAUAGUGUGCUUGCUGCUCUCUGGGUUGGCAGUGUUCUUUCUCUUCCCACGAUCCAUCGACGUAACCUAUGUGGGGGUAAAGUCAGUCUAUGUCACCUAUGACCAGACCAAGCACAUUGUUUAUCUCAAUAUUACGAACACUUUAAAUAUUACCAACAAUAACUACUACUCUGUGGAUGUGGCAAACAUAACAGCACAGGUGCAAUUCUCCAAAACUGUGAUAGGAAAAACUCGUGUUAGCAAUAUAACUACUAUUGGCCCCCUGGAUAUGAAACAGAUUGAUUACAUGGUGCCCACCACUAUAGCAGAUGAAAUGAGCUACAUGUUUGACUACUGUACUCUGCAGACCAUCAAAGUACACAAUAUUGUGGUCAUGAUACAGGUGAUGGUCACCACAGCAUAUUUUGGACAUGCUGAGCAGGUUUCUCUGGAGACGUACCAGUAUGUGGAUUGUGGAGGAAAUGCUACAUUACUACAUGAAUACAAUCUCGAAGCUCCUACCUCUGAGUAGUUCUCAAGCCGAGGGUACACUAUGUUCAUUCCGUUUUCCUUAACUUAUUGUAUCCUUGUAUUAGGCCAAAUCCACUGAUCUCAUGGUGCAUGUGAUUUCUUUAAGUGGAAAAUUUUCCUGGUACAGCAUCAGCUUGCUAUUAAUAAAAUAGAAUGCCAUUUAA
This is a messenger RNA of Trichomycterus rosablanca, 967 nucleotides long. RefSeq names its product transmembrane protein 106Bb (gene tmem106bb). Lineage: Eukaryota; Metazoa; Chordata; Actinopteri; Siluriformes; Trichomycteridae. Bases 1 to 804 code for a protein of 267 amino acids. The transcript is spliced from 7 exons. The record is from RefSeq and is a predicted model, not a curated record.